Molecule: messenger RNA, 523 nt
Organism: Cimex lectularius (bed bug)
Lineage: Eukaryota; Metazoa; Arthropoda; Insecta; Hemiptera; Cimicidae
Exons: 4
Coding region: 79-507 (142 amino acids)
Source: RefSeq, a predicted model, not a curated record
UGUGGUGUGAGAGAGCCUUCUCUUCGGAAGGAAGGACGCCAACUCUCGACUCAGUUUCCAUUCGACUAAGGAUCUGCUAUGGGUAUGCAUCUGACGAAAUAUUGGAAAGUAUUUUUUCUGGUGGCGCUAUUCUGGAGAGAAACUUUGGAAGCGUCACAUAAAUUCCCACGUGGAACCGUUCGAGGAGGAAAAAUCCCAAAAGCCCACGAUGGAGAGUUGAGCUACUGGUUCAAAUCCGAAGUAUCGGACCCAUCGAGAGGUUUCAGCCAGUCGAGGGCCGAGGUAAAAAGGGGAUCUCAGGUUCAAGGAAAGUACGAGUACUCCGAUGGACACGUCUGGGUCAAAGUGGUCUACACCGCAGACCACCAGGGGUACAGGGUUAUUAAGGAGGAGAGGAUUCCCCUGAAGAAGCUGAGCUUCACGAACAAGACGCUUUAUUCAAAAGGGAACAAGAAAAAACCCGCUGAAGCAGACGUUCAAUAUAAACUUUAUAAACCAAAUAUAUAAUUUAUAUUUUUCUAUA